UUGAACAGACUCCGAACGGGAAUUUCAAUUCGAAAUCCAUUCACGGUUAAAGGGAAGAGUGGCCUCUUAACCAGCCCCACUCCCCUCAGGAUUCUGGAUCAGUUUAUGAACCGGAACGAUUACCAGUCCGAUUAUGGAUGUAAUCAGACCAAUUUCAGUCUGGUUCGGGUUUGAACCCAGCGACAACUGAGUAGGAAAACAAAAAUACAAAAGUAUAAAUAGUUACAUAACAUAUAGCGAGGUACCAAGUCCAAAAAAAAAGAAAAAACACGCCUCUGUCCAUCACCAGAAAACACAAAAGAAAAGAAUACAAUGGCCACUAUCGCUUCCUGUAUCGUAACUCAUUCUACUUCUUCCUUUUCUCUUCACAAUCUAUUCACUCCAAGAAACUCUAUGUCAGCGGUGGGUUUGCUCUCUUUUGCACCAAGAACCGGCACCUCUCCCUCUCUUGCUACAAGCCUUAUCGCUUUCUCUGUCAAGCAAAAGCCUGGCAGGAAUUCACUUCAAGUGAGAUCAGUGGCUGCUCCAGCAGAAGAUGUUGCUGGAUUUGAUGAGAUGGUUUCUGGCACACAACGGAAGUAUUACAUGCUUGGUGGAAAGGGAGGAGUAGGAAAGACGAGCUGUGCUGCUUCACUUGCUGUGAAAUUCGCAAAUAAUGGGCACCCCACUUUAGUGGUUUCAACUGAUCCAGCACAUUCCUUGAGUGAUUCGUUUGCUCAGAAUUUAGCUGGAGGGACAUUAGUACCAGUUGAAGGACCUGAUUAUCCACUGUAUGCACUUGAGAUAAACCCUGAAAAGGCUAGGGAAGAAUUUCGCGGUGCUAGUCAGAAAAAUGGAGGAACUGGGGUCAAAGAUUUCAUGGAAGGCAUGGGCCUCGGAAUGAUUGUUGAACAGUUAGGAGAGUUGAAAUUGGGAGAGCUACUGGACACACCGCCUCCUGGUUUGGAUGAAGCUAUAGCAAUUUCAAAAGUGAUGCAAUUUCUAGAAUCACAAGAAUAUAAAAUGUUUACUCGAAUAGUUUUUGACACUGCCCCAACGGGACAUACAUUGCGACUGUUGUCCUUGCCAGACUUCCUGGAUGCAUCCAUAGGCAAGAUAUUGAAGCUUAAACAAAAAAUAUCUUCCGCCACAUCUGCCAUCAAAUCUGUUUUUGGACAAGAAGAAACUCGACAGGAUGCUGCUGAUAAGUUGGAACGGCUGAGGGAAAGGAUGAUAAAAGUCCGUGAGCUUUUUCGUGAUACUGACUCCACUGAGUUUGUCGUAGUAACAAUUCCCACGGUAAUGGCAAUUAGUGAAUCAUCUAGGUUGCAUGCCUCCUUGAAGAAGGAGAAUGUCCCAGUUAAGAGACUUAUUGUUAAUCAAAUUCUUCCUCCAUCUGCCUCUGACUGCAAGUUCUGUGCAAUGAAAAGAAAGGAUCAGACGCGUGCUCUUGAUAUGAUACAAAGCGAUCCAGAACUCUCCAGCUUGACAUUGAUACGGGCGCCCUUAGUUGAUGUAGAGAUCAGGGGUGUUCCGGCGCUUCAAUUUUUAGGAGACAUUAUAUGGAAAUGAGUAUCUGUAAAAUAUGUAGCAAUAUAUUGUUGGACAUUUUAAUCUCUGGUAGGCUUUAAUACACAUAGAAUCAAAUCAUCCAUACAAAAUCAAAAUAUUGAUGUUCACACGAACCAGAUCUUCCAGCUACACUUUUUUAGCAACUUACAUGGGAAGCAAUUUUUUCCAGUGGAAAUUACAAAACAUGGAAGAAGGUGAAUCCCCCAAUAUGGCAAGUUACAGUUGAUCCAGAUGGUAUAUUUGCUUGGUGCAAACCCAUCUCGAGGGAUCUGAAGGAGAAGCAUCUCAUUGUCUUAAACUUUGCUUUGACCUUUUAUCUUUAGUUGUCUGUAUGAUUGUUGUUCUUUUAGUAUGUACUGACUUGAAUAAGCCAAUUUCUUCUAGAGAGCUUGAAAUUUUCAGAGUAGGUUUAGAGGUUGAUAUGUACGUCUUUAAUUGAUGAUCCUGACAACCUUACGUACUUGUUAGAAGUAGAAUUAUAUUGUUAAAUUAGAAAAAGAAGAUGUAUAAAUUACAAAUCUUUCUUUGCAGCUUCA
Ricinus communis (castor bean) is the source of this 2087-nucleotide messenger RNA. RefSeq names its product ATPase GET3B. The record is from RefSeq and is a predicted model, not a curated record. Gene Ontology annotation, cellular component: GET complex. Lineage: Eukaryota; Viridiplantae; Streptophyta; Magnoliopsida; Malpighiales; Euphorbiaceae. The transcript has 11 exons. Gene Ontology annotation, molecular function: ATP hydrolysis activity; ATP binding. Bases 313 to 1551 code for a protein of 412 amino acids. Gene Ontology annotation, biological process: post-translational protein targeting to endoplasmic reticulum membrane.